Messenger RNA from Geodia barretti, 1839 nucleotides. Lineage: Eukaryota; Metazoa; Porifera; Demospongiae; Tetractinellida; Geodiidae. The record is from the annotation of a GenBank genome assembly.
AUGUGUGGAAUUAUCGGCGCAGUUUCCAACCGUGACAUCGUACCUACCCUGGUAGACAGCAUGCGCAUAAUGGAAUAUCGAGGUUAUGAUUCCGCUGGCAUUGCAGUGAUCAAUUCCAAUGGCGAGUUCGAUCGGGAAAGAUGCGUAGGUAAAGUGGAAAAAUUAGUUCAUUCGAUUCAGAAUGGAAGUUCAAUUUCCGGCACGACUGGAAUCGGACAUACCCGCUGGGCCACGCACGGCCCUGCGAACGAAGCCAACGCACAUCCACUCAUCAGCAGUGGCCGAGUGGCUGUCGUCUGCAAUGGAAUCAUUGAAAAUUACGAAGAAUUGCGACAUCAGCAUCUUCAGGAAGGAAGUAUUUACGAUUCUGCAACGGAUACCGAAGUCAUUCUGCAUGAAUUGAUGAAAUUUCUGGAUGACGGUUUGGGAUUCCUGGAUGCAGUCAAGGAAACAGUAAAACGACUCAUCGGUUCUUAUGCUUUCGCCGCCCUGUGUAUUUCCGAACCCGGGAAAAUCAUCGUUGCCAAGCGCGGUUGUCCACUACUGAUUGGGUUCGGUGAUAAUGAAACUUUCAUCGCUUCUGAUGCAAUUGCGCUAGCCAAGAUUGCAAAAUCCAUAAUUGUGCUGGAGAAUGGCGAUAUCGCAGAAAUUUCGGGUGUAUCGGAAACCAACAUCAUCGAUCAAUUCGGUGAAGAAGUAAAACGAAAAGAUGAGUCCAUCCUAAUUCAGCCAAAGCUCGUUGAUCUGGCACAUUACUCCCACUACAUGCAAAAGGAGAUUUUUGAGCAAGGCUCCGCGGUUGCAAACACGCUUGAAGAGCGAAUUACGAACAAUUGCAUGCUGGAAAUUGAAACUUUCGGUGAGGAAGCAGUCGAAAUAUUUAAUCAAGUGGAAGCAGUGAGAAUUCUUGCUUGUGGAACAAGCUACUAUGCCGGAAUGGUUGCAAGAAUUUGGCUGGAGUCAAUGGGAAUACCUUGUGAAGCAGAGAUUGCCAGCGAAUUCCGAUAUCGAAAUCCUGUUGUACCCGACAAUGCGUUGGUUGUCGCAAUAUCUCAAUCAGGUGAAACCGCAGAUACACUGGCAGCACUGAAUCAAGCAUCGAAACUUGGCUACAAGUAUUCCUUAGCAAUCUGCAAUUCUCCAUUCAGUCAAAUGACCCGCGUGACAGAUCUGGUUUUGCACACACGUGCAGGACCGGAAAUUUCCGUCGCUUCUACCAAGGCAUUUACCACACAACUGGUUUCAUUGCUGCUACUGAUGAUUGCGCUUGCGAAGAGAAGAGGAAUGACUGUGGAUGAAGAAGCCGAGAUUGUUAGUGAGCUUCGAGCCUUGCCAUCUCGAAUUGAAGCGCUUCUUCAAAUGGACAAAGAUAUUGCUGAAUUAUCAGAUUACUUUGCUGACAAGGAACACACCUUAUUUCUAGGCCGUGGAACUCACUAUCCGAUUGCGCUGGAAGGAGCGCUGAAACUGAAAGAAAUUUCCUACAUUCAUGCUGAUGCAUAUCCCGCUGGAGAAUUGAAACAUGGUCCGCUGGCGCUGAUUGAUGCAAAGACGCCGACGAUCGCCGUAGCGCCCAACAAUCAUCUGUUGGCUAAACUGAAAGCAAAUAUUCAGGAAGUUCGUGCAAGAGGCGGCAAGCUGUUUGUUUUUUCUGAUUCAGGAACCCCUAUCAAGUCAGACGAAUUGAUUGAAGUAAUUGAAGUUGUCAAGUCAGGGCCAUUCACCUCUCCCAUCAUUCACACGAUAGCUCUGCAACUGCUCGCCUAUCACGUGGCAGUCACAAAGGGGAAUGAUGUUGAUAAUCCAAGAAACCUAGCAAAAUCUGUAACCGUGGAGUAG